Messenger RNA from Guillardia theta CCMP2712, 1140 nucleotides. RefSeq lists its product as hypothetical. The coding region runs from base 1 to 1140 and encodes 379 amino acids. The record is from RefSeq and is a predicted model, not a curated record. The transcript is spliced from 3 exons. NCBI's taxonomy places the organism in Eukaryota, Cryptophyceae, Pyrenomonadales, Geminigeraceae.
AUGGGCAGGGCAGUAUGCCAGAGGUGCGGGAGGCCGGAGACCGUUUGCGUAUGCAGCUCGCUUCCCGCAGAGAAGAUCAUGCUGAAGACGAAGAUUCUCGUUGUUCAACAUCCCUGCGAAUGUCACAAGAAGAUCAUCGGCACCGUCCCUCUCAUGGAGCUCGUGCUUGAUAACAUGCAGGUAGUUGUAGCGAGAGGGAAUGGUGCGAAAGAGGCCUCGACAACGAGAGGAAGGAGGGGGAGGAAAGUCGGCUCCGAUGAAGGAUCUCCACUCUCGUACGAUUCCUCUAGCUCCCAGGACGAUUCUUCGCUCUUGCAGAAGGUCAACGAUGCCAGUGAUACUGCAGCAUGUCCGAUCCAAAACAAGAAAGGCAUAAUCCAUGGCACCCUAGACGGGAAUCCCGCUCUUGAAGCUGCCCUGAGCGAUAAGAAAACUCUCCUGCUGUAUCCAGGGCCAGGGGCUGUGGACAUCGAGACUCUACAGCUGGAUGACUCAGACAGUGAGCGGACCCUUAUUGUAGUCGAUGGAACAUGGCGGCAGGCAGGGCGUGUGAUCCGCGAGGAAUGCAUCCGAAGGGCCGUGGAGAGGGGAGACGUCACCCGCGUGCAGUUUGCACGGGCAGGGAGGAGCGGAUACAAGUUUAGGAAGGAGCCUCACCAGUUCUGCUUAUCUACGUUGGAAUCUGUCGCGUACUCGCUGCAGUACCUGGAGAAGACGAGCGAGGGCGAGAGGGCGGUCUGCCACCUCAUGGACACUUUCAGUCAGAUGGUAUCGCUGCAGACUUCCUACAUCGCCAAGGGUGGGGAAGUCAAGGAUGUGAACGAGGAGGAGGAGGAGGAGGAGGACCUGGACAAGCGGCUGGUGGAGAUAGGAUCGUAUGUCGACUGCGAGAGCGCGCACAAGUGUCCUAAAGACGCUGUCCCUCGCCCGUACGCGCUGUUCCGUCAGAUCAAAGACUACAGGACGGGCAAGGACAUCUUCGUGCAGGACAGCGAGGAGAUGGUCUGCAGGAAGCUCAACUCUCAGAGGAAGCGAGGUAGCCGCCUGACCGUCCUUCCGAUCGAUGCGAAGGAAGGAGGAGGAGGAGGAGGAGCGAGCUGGAGACGAUCUCGGACAUCAGCGCGAUCCCCGAGGAGGUGA